UGAGUGGCAGCACACGCUACACUGCCUGGAGGCUAUUGCCCUCCCUGAAACUCGACUCUGCCACUGAUUACGAUGGCUGCUCGGCGCGGACAUGGAGCAUUCCAGCCCGUCGUCCCCUCGCCGCUCUCGCAGCCAGGUAGUGCCUUGCUCGCGGCGUCGACGUCGUCUGCCCGCUCCACCAUCUCACGUGCUUCUUCAGCGCCAAGCAAAGGCUCUGCAGGAAGCAGUGGCAGUAGAAUCGACAUAUCGACCGCUUUCGGGCACCUGGCAGAUGAAGAUGUGCGCUUCUUCGACCAAGUAGUGAGCCUGCUGGCGCCAGGUUCGGCGACUUUCGCACAGCUCAAGCAGGCGCACAACGACAUCCUGGCCGCCGACUUGGCAGAAUCACUUACUAUGACCGGUAAUAGGAAGGAGGCAGAAGGGGAAGCUCAAGAAAUGCUGCGCGAGAACCGCAGGCAAAGGGAUGCGCGGCUAUGGGACGCGCUGUUGCGCUUGAUGCAGGUCAAGGGCAGCGACUGGAGGGAGAGGUGGGAUGCAGUACGCAUCGGCAUUGGCCUCGAGCCUCGAAUGUCGGAAGAAGAGUCUUUCGCGGACGAAGAUGAGCGAACAGAGACCAGCACUUUCUCAGCAACUCCAUCUGACAACGACCUUUCCGAGGCAACGGUCAGUCCUGCGGAACACUUGCGCUACCUUGGCUCGCCACGCCUUACUCCACGCGCCGGGACAUUCCAUGGCCGAUACAAGCAACAUUUUCCAGUCAUAUCUGAAGAAAAGGCUCAUCGGCUAAGGUACCACGAGAAUGUAUCACGGGACUCCUCGCUUGAAAGCGCUGGCGAUGAGCAGCAACUUGCUGCUACAGGGCGUUACCGUCCAUCGGCAUCUCCGACUCCGCCCGCUUAUGAGGAUGCGACGCAGAGCAACGAUCGCGUUCUCCUGCGUGCAAGAGGAAGCUUGCUGCACGAAAAGUCGGCUGCAGUACCUCUCAUCGAGCGACAAGUUCGCGUCUUACCGACUCGCAGGCCCCUGCUGAGCGACCGGAGCAGUACAGAGGAACAAAUGCCCGUCCGAACGCCACGUGGAGCCGCUAGUCGGCAGUUUAGGGAAUUUGUCGCUGCAAGCAUUCACCAGCGUGAUGCCACUGCUUACGAAGCUCUGGAGCGUGCUCGAGCAGGAGAGGACAGGAGUCUGAGGUUGGCGUCCGCCAGGUACGACUACAGCCUCCUGCGACGCAGUCUCAGCUGGUGGAGCGCGUGCUGUAAACAGAAGGGUGUCCAGCGCGCGUCCACCGCUCGCGCGCAGGACAUUGUCUUCCUGAGCCAUGCGAUGGAGCGCUGGAAGGACUGCGCAGCGGCAAAAAGGAAGAAAGCAAAGCUUGCGGCCAAGGCCGACAACGUGCGUGUCAAGCUUCUCGUCUGGCGCAGAUGGAAGCGCUUAGCCGCGCUGCACACGGACAAGAAGAUGGAGGAGAGGUGUGCGGAGCUCAAGAACGUGUACAAGGAGGUCGUCAGGCGUCAUGUAGCGCGUGCCGUCAGACAGGCCUUUCAUGCGUGGAAGCAGCGCAUCAGGCACGCGAUGGCGGACGAUUUUCGCAAACAGAAUUUACACUCUAACGCAUUUACGCUGUGGAAGAUCCGCGCGGCGCAGAAGAACGUGAUGGGCGCAAGGGAGAAGGCGAUGGCUGCCAAGAGGGGGAGGGCGUUAGUCUGCGAGGCGUUCCAAGCCUGGAGGGCGGUAGCACAGCUACAGUGGCUUGAAAGUGAACAUAAGCGACGCAAGGAAAGCGCUGUUAUCGAGUACGCGUUCGAUGCAUGGCGCCGACAUGCAACGCUCAAAGCCCUCCAGAGAGCUUUUGAGCGUCAUCGCUUACAGCGUGUCGCCAUACAGCGCUGGUGCUCGAUGCUGAACGCUCAUCAGACCUAUCGAAGGCUGGAAAAAGUCGCCGCAAGACGACGAGACCGACGCGUAAAGCGGCUGGCGUUUGCUGUGUGGCGCGCUCGAGCUGCGCAGCUCAGCAACCUGUACAUCCGAGGGGAUGGAAUGCUUGUUCAGCUGCAGCGCAAGCGAAAAGAACAUAUCCUGCGCGUCUGGAGACUCGCGGUGCGUGAACUGAUCGUGCAGCGCAGACGGGAACUCCAAAUUCAAAAUCGAGCUCUCGCGCAAUGGCGACACCACACUACGCGCUUGCGCGAUGAAGCGGCGGUGAAGGGAGAUAAACUUGUUCGGCUGUGGGAUGCAAGGAAGCAGAAACACGCAUGGCAGCUUUGGAAGCUACACGCGCAAGGGAACAAGGAAGAAGAAAGGGAAGUGCAACAGGCAUUCGAGAUCAAAUCGCUCACGGGGGCGCUGGCAGCAUGGCGUGUACGCUUCGUCGAGCAACAGUCGAAUGCGCGCAAAGCGACACUAGCGGAUCGGUACAUGCUUAAGAGACGCGUCCUGGAUGUAUGGCGUGAGGGGCUAUUAGAGAGGAGGGCAUUCAAGCUGCAAGAACAAUUUGCGGAUCGCCACGCUGCGAGGGUACUAAAGGCAUGGACAUCGCGAUUUCGCACACGCCAACACGAGCGCUUAGGCGUGGCAGCGGUGCAAUGUCGUAUCGAAGACAGGAUACAGCGCCAGGCCCUUGCAAAGUGGACCAGUCGCGUGGUGGAGGUCAAGAGCGUGUUGCUGGAGAUGGCUGAUGCUUGCGAUGCUACACUCUUGCUUCAGGCGUUCAAUCGAUGGAAAGAGGCGAUGCAACGUGCACGACGACGGAAGCAGGUUUUGUUGGAGUUGUUAGCGCUUCGGGAGCGAGAUAUGCAACAUCGAGUGAUGCAGAUAUGGCAUGCCGGGGCUCAUGCCUCCCGAAAGCGCCGACAAACGUUACAACAAUAUUCGCAAAACGCGAACCAGCGUUUGAUCCAACGCGCGUGGGACCACUGGAAUGACAAGACUCAAGACCGUCGCUUGGGCGCCUUGGAGUUCGCGACACUCGUGCGCCGUCGAGAGAUUGCUAUCGAGAGCAUCAUAUCAAAGUGGAUCACGAAUACCCCUGCGCUGCCGGCCAUUCGAUACCGCAAUACGAUUCUCAAACGACAUGCCUUCGAACAGUGGCGCGUUGCGUAUCCACAAGCGGGAGCUUGGCGGGCUGCUGCCAGUUUAGAUCGACAGCAGCUACUCUCGCAGGCGUUGGCGACAUGGAAGUACACCGCACGCCAGAGACACACCUUGCGUGCCGCUGCGCGGUAUUGUGGUGCUUCUACCGAUCGACUAUGUAGUACUCAUCUAGGAGCGAACAGGCGGGCGGCACCGCGCUUCUCUUCGAGUCCCCAAGCGGAGGGGGGCCCCCGAGGGUCGGUAAGACGAACGAAUUCCGCGUCUCCCUCAGCCUCUCAGGCUGCCCGACGAAUUGCCACGCGCCUAACUCAUCAGCAUGCCACCCGAACAGCCGGGGUCCAUCAUUCCUCUUCGUCGCCAUCUAUAGAUUUGGAUUACGAUUUGCAAGACAUGUAAUGAGUACGAGUCGAGUGCAAAUGGGUCAAGACGG
Molecule: messenger RNA, 3520 nt
Organism: Tilletiaria anomala UBC 951
Lineage: Eukaryota; Fungi; Basidiomycota; Exobasidiomycetes; Georgefischeriales; Tilletiariaceae
Exons: 4
Coding region: 73-3486 (1137 amino acids)
Source: RefSeq, a predicted model, not a curated record